UUUAUCAGUUGAAAGACUCAACAAAAUACGUUAUGUAUGUGGAUGUUAUUUCACUGUUGAUCAGUUUCGAAAUCCAUCCAAGAAGAAAUUCAAGGAUACAGCUGUACCAUCUAUGUUUCAUUCACAAAUUGUUCCUCUUGACGAUGAUUUUUUGCAAAAUUUCCCAUAUCCUCAAGCAGUCAAGAGUACUCUCCUCCCCACAGAAGCCAAAAGAGUUUCCAUACGUGAGGAAGAUUUGAGGGCGCUCUAUGCAGGAGAAGUACAUCUCAAUAAAAUUAAAAAAUCAUCAGUUAAUUCCAAACGUUCAAGGGAAACUCCAACACCAUUACCAAUGGCAAAACUUGAAGUGUCAAGAGAUGGACAAACAAUUCAAUGUACUCCUUGCAACCAGCCACCACCGAACGUUGAAAUCGAACGUAUUGAUGACUCUGAAAAUAUCCCUCCACUAGUUAAUAUUGAGAUUGUAAACGACGUGCCUGUCCACACAUUUCUUGCCAGAAAUGACCUGAUGAUACCUCAUCAGGUGAUAUCUUCAUGGAUACAGCACCAGUCAGGGUCCUAGUCGAUGAUCAACCAGGAUGCUCACAUGACAAUGCUCAAAAGCCAGCGAUCUCGAAACAAGUCCUGAGUGACAAUUUAUCCUAUGAUGAAAUCACCGAAGUGAUUGAUCCAUCAACAUCAUCAGAGACGCCCAAAAAAAGAGCAGCGACAAGAGAAACGAAUCCACAGCAAGAAGGAGGGACCUCGAAUCAUACACCGCUGAAUGAAGAAACACCUAAACGAGGGAUAAAACGACGUCAUAGACCAUCUGCAGUAAGGAGCUGCAAAGCAGUAAUUCCUAGUGACGGGAAUUAUGGAAUAACUAUUAUUGUAACUGGAGAUGUCGAGGAAGAAUGCAUCACGUUUGAAGUGGAAAAUUCAUAUAAAAAAGGAAUUGUGAUUACAAAAAUUAGGCAGCUGAUUGAUGAACUCGACGAGAGCCUUAAUGUUCUUGGCAUCAGAAAAAUAAAUAAUGAAGAGCAAAUUCAGUGAUUGGAAGUGAAUUAUACAUAUGAAAGUUUACAUGCAAAACGAAUUUCUGUAUAUAUCGAUCGUUAUAAAACCAUAGGAGCUGCCUGGAGAAUCCUCAAAAAUUAUUUUCCAAAGGCUGCUGAGUACCCUGUUGGCACAGACUCAUGUAUUAUUUUUUGUCAUUCCGGCCGUAAGGCAGACAUUCACGGACGCGGAGCGAA
This is a messenger RNA of Diachasma alloeum, 1232 nucleotides long. RefSeq lists its product as uncharacterized. The record is from RefSeq and is a predicted model, not a curated record. The coding region runs from base 535 to 1032 and encodes 165 amino acids. The transcript has 6 exons. Lineage: Eukaryota; Metazoa; Arthropoda; Insecta; Hymenoptera; Braconidae.